This is a messenger RNA of Physcomitrium patens, 1705 nucleotides long. RefSeq names its product syntaxin-132. NCBI's taxonomy places the organism in Eukaryota, Viridiplantae, Streptophyta, Bryopsida, Funariales, Funariaceae. Gene Ontology annotation, molecular function: SNARE binding; SNAP receptor activity. Gene Ontology annotation, cellular component: endomembrane system; SNARE complex; plasma membrane. The record is from RefSeq and is a predicted model, not a curated record. Gene Ontology annotation, biological process: intracellular protein transport; vesicle fusion; exocytosis.
GGCAAUGGACGUCGGAACAGGCAGAGACCGAGAUGGGUGCGGGGGAAUUGCGCUCCGUCCCUCCCUCCCUCCCUCCCUUGCUCUGUGAAGAUCGUGGCUGAUGGCACCGAUGAUACAAGGCAGUCAGGUGCGCGGAUCAGUACUGUGACGGAAAAGCAUGGAUAUGGUGACAACGAAGAAGAAGAGGCAGAGGAGGAGGAGGAGUAGGAGGAGACGAGGCCAGGAACUUUCAUAGUUGUGCAUUUGCUGUUGUGCAUUGUGCUCCAUGAUUUCUACGUCAAUCCAUGGAAUUAUCGCCCUUAAUGCGUUGUUCAUCGAAGGGUCCUCAGAUGUCACUCUGUAGCAACAGCAGAAGCAGCGUCAUCUAAUUUUCUCCGCUGCGAACGAACCUUGAUUCUAGGCCUCGUUUUUGUGUGUUUCUUUUAUAGUUUAUUGAUUUUGGAAUUGGAUGUGGAGGUGAUGAGUUGGCGGUGUGGUAUAGACCCUGGACGGUGGGCUGGAAAGGUUUUGCACCGUUGUGAAACAUCCGCAAGUGAUGAGGAGGAGUACGGGAAUAGGAAUCAUGAGCUUGUGGUGAUCGGGAACGGAUUCUGAUCGAGACCAGGGGAGUGUUGCGGCGUGGUGAUCAGGGUGGCAUUGCCAUGAACGAUCUUCUCGCGGAUAAAGAUUCAUCCGCUAAUGAGAAAGAGGAGGAUCUUGAGGCGGGACCUUCACCUGUCCCAGAGGCUGGCCAAGACUUGUCAUUAUUCUUCCAGGAGAAUACGAAUGAAGAAUCCAAGUCUGUGACAAAAGCUGCAAAUAUGACAGCUCUUAAGGAAAAAAUGGAGCAUGACCUUGAUGAGAUCAGCAAGGUUGCUCAAGGUUUAAAGGGUAAAAUAGAGGCGAUGGACAAAGCGAAUCUUGUAAAUCGUAAAAUUAAGGGCUGUCAUGAAGGUUCAAGUACUGAUCGGACACGGAUGGCUAUAACCUCUACCUUGAAGAAGAAGCUGAAGGAGCUCAUGGUCGAUUUUCAGGCAAUAAGGCGGAAGUUUCAGGUCGAGUAUCGAGAGGUGGUUGAAAGACGUGUUUUCACUGUUACGGGACAAAAGGUUGAUGAAUCAGUGAUUGAACGCCUAAUUGACUCAGGAGAUGGUGAUCAGAUUUUUCAGAAGGCCAUCCAAGAGCAGGGACGAGGUCAAAUACUAGACACAGUAGCGGAGAUCCAAGAGCGGCAUGAUGCAGUUAGGGAUAUAGAAAAGAAACUUUUGGAACUUCAUCAGAUUUUUCUUGACAUGGCAGUGCUUGUUGAAGCACAAGGCGACCUUCUUGACAAUAUUGAAACGCAGGUUGGCAAAGCAGUCGACCAUAUCGCUUCGGGGACUACAGCUCUGCAGAAAGCGAAGUCCUUGCAAAGAGGAACUCGCAAGUGCAUGUGUAUUGGCAUUGUUGUGCUGCUUGUCACAAUUGUUAUUAUCAUCGUUUCUGUAAUCCAACCUUGGAAAAAUGCUGUAUAGUGAAAAUUUUAAAAACAAAAGUAAUUUUUUUUAAAAUUAAAAAUUAAAAAUUAAAAAGAGAAAAAAAAAUACAUCUACAGUAGGAUUCACACGUUUCAGAUGAGCUUCCAGCUGCGUUCGUAUGUCAAAACAGUUGCAGGGAGAAAGGGAACGCCACUUUAAUGAAGAUCUCAACAUCGUCACCUCGUCUAGGACCAUUCUUACACAUCUCG